This is a messenger RNA of Ooceraea biroi (clonal raider ant), 2370 nucleotides long. Its product is annotated as 2-oxoglutarate-dependent dioxygenase htyE. The record is from RefSeq and is a predicted model, not a curated record. NCBI's taxonomy places the organism in Eukaryota, Metazoa, Arthropoda, Insecta, Hymenoptera, Formicidae.
AACGACAACGAUGACGUCGUCAUUAACAUCGUCCAAGUACUUGUAAUUGAAUCCAUACCUGUUUAUUAGAACCGGCUUCAGUGUACCAGAACUACUUUGAAGAAACAGGCAGAGAUAAGUCGCCCCUAUUGCUUGAUUUCCCGUGCUUCACGUCGAGUCUCGUACUCGCGCGUCCAUGGUGACAGUGUGACACUCGGGUGAUCUCGCCGCGCGUUCGGGAACGCUCGGGCUGGCUCGGCAGCGCGCGGCGCGCGCUUAGAAGAUCGACGCUCGAAUGGGCACGUUCGGCAGUUCGCGAACAACCGCGCGAUUGUACGGUUGUUUCGUUUUAAAAUUGUGGUUGUGCGUGCGUACUGUCGCGAUCGCUUCCGACCGCCAUUCCGCCGUCGUAGCAUGUGCCCACUAGUCCGUAGACACAUAUACCACUCGCUGCAUCACCAGCCGCACAAUAAACUUGUCUCUUACGGCUACCGUUAACAAUCAGCUGUAUUUUCGCGGCAUACGUUUUUUGCAUAUGACAAAGAAAUAAGCAGAACCGCUGAACCGUUUGCCCGUCACUUCGAUCCGCGUGCGUGGGAAAACGAUCGAGAUUCGUGCGUGCAAUAGUGUAGUAUGAUCUUCUCUUGGAUAUUCCAGUGAGUCUUCCUGCAGUGAGCGCCUAUACCGGGUGGCCGUCGAGUCGGAGUCGAGCCUAGAGCACGUCAAGUGUGAAGUGGCUUAUCUUUUUGCUCUCGCUAUCUUGGGUAAGAAGAAAGAGCAGGAAAGAGAGAGAGAGAGAAAGUCGAGAGUGGUCAGUUCUCGAGAGCAUCGCAGUCUGAAAAAAAAGAAGAAGAGAAGAGGAACAAUCCGCUGUAAAAAGAAUUCGACCAAUUUCCAAGAAAACGUUCAACUACCAAGAUGAGCUGUUGCACUAGCGCACCCAUCGUCACGCAGACUUGCGAGACUCUUCUCAGCAAGUGCGAGAUUCCGAUCAUCGACCUGGCUCAUAUGGGCACGGAGAGAUGCCCUCAGAAGGGAGUCGUGAAGCAGGUGGCCUCGAAACUGCUAAGGGCGCUGUCCGAGAAAGGAUUGGCCUUGCUCGUCAACCACGGCAUUCCAGAGUGCAAGAUGAAGGCAGCUUACAGAGCUCUAGAUGCAUUUUGCGAGCUACCAGAGGAGACGCGGGCAAAAUAUGAGCGCGUUUCGCCGGCUAAUCAUGGCUACGUUAAACCAGGCAUGGAGAAAUUUUCGGAUGAGAAGGAACUUCGCCAUGCAUUCAACGUGACCGGAUGUGAAGGAAUCCUACCGGAAGAAGAGAUUCACGGCUUUAGAUCAGCAGUCGAGGAAUUGGAACGUGAUUUCAAGCAACUGUCUACUAUGCUUCUUACUGCUCUGUCCGUGGGUUUGGAGCAAUCCCACGACUUCCUGCUGUCAAAGCAUGCGCACAUACUCGGCCCUGGCAACGCGUCCACCCUACGUCUCCUCUACUAUCCGCCGCUCUGUGCACCGGAACAAGGACUGACCCGAUGCGGCGUCCAUUGCGACUAUGGCACUUUCACUUUGUUGGCACAAGACUGCGAGGGCGGCCUCGAAAUACAAACUCCACACGGAGAACGAUGGAGCAGAGUUGGCCAUCUCCCAGGUGCCAUAUUGGUGAAUACUGGCGAGUUACUGGCACACUGGACCAAGGGGCAGCUUCCAGCACUUAGACAUCGUGUCGUUAUGCCCGAACAUUGCGGUCGCGGUCGUCAUUCCAUCGCCUUUUUCGUGCAUCCAGACGAUGACGUUGCCAUUGAGCCGUUAGACACGAAGAUCACCGUAGCCAGCCAGGAAACUACCCCCUGUCGUCUCCAGAAAAAGAAACGUAGCGUUCUCACAGCAUACCAGCAUCUUCAACGACGAUUUCGCGAGACUUACGCAUCCUAAUCUGUUCUAUGUGUGAUCCUGAAAAAUUUGUCAGGAUGAUACGAAAACUAAGUUGUUACACGUUCGCUGGAACAGAAUGAGAUCUCAUUGAUUUAGGCCAAUCUUAUGGGCAAUGAAAUUCGAAUUAUCAUGAGUUAUAUUUUACAAUUUUUGACCAAUGUGACAUGCUACGGAUUGCUUGGUACACCUUCUGUCCAAAGAAAAGAAGAAAGAAUAUUGAGGGUAUUGCAUUAUAUCCAUUCCAUUUAAUGUGAACGCGUAAAGCAAGAGAGCGUUGCCCACAUUUCUAAUUCUUAAUUCUGAUAAAUUUUAACGGUACAACUCGUUCAUCCUCAUUUCACAAUUUGCGUUCAAGAAUUUCAUUUUUCACAAACGAAAUUAUGAAACUAAAUGUAAAAAGAAGAUGUAAAGGAAGAGAAUGCGAUUUUCGAGCAAUAAUAAAUAAAUUUGUACUUAAUCGGGAAA